UUCCAUGGACCAAACACAGAGAAGAAUCCUGGGCAAGCCCCUUUCUAUGCCCACCACCCAGCCCAAGAAGAAAAGGACUCCCAUGAUGUCUUUCUUUUCCAAGGUCUCUUGGAAACUGAGGUUCCAGAAGAGGGAGCAUUUGAAGAAUGUGCUUUACAUCUUGGCAGAAAGAGCCCGGGACCCCAGUGCUAAAAAGCGUCACAUGGCAGUGAGGGGCCUGGGAACCAUGGCCUGUGAGAACCCUGACAAGGUGAGAAAGUAUAAGAAAGUUGUCCUAGACAUGCUGGUGCAUGGAUUGUAUGAUCCCAUGAGUUCUGAAGUCAUCCACGAGAGUCUGAAGACUCUGACCAUCAUCCUGGGCAAGAUCCAAGGGAAAGGUUUGGGCUCCUUCUUCAUAGACAUCACUCUUCAGACCAGGACUCUACUAGAUGACGAGAAUGACAGCCUGAGAUACUCGGCCUUUGUCUUGUUUGGGCAAUUGCCUGCCUUUGCUGGGCGGAAAUGGAAGAAAUUUUUCACCAAUCAAGUUAAACAGACUCAAGAUUCCCUCCUGAUCCAUUUACAGGACAGAAAUCCCCAGGUUGCCAAGGCUUGCAAAACCACAUUCCGAGCCUGUUCUCCCUACCUGAGGCAAAGGAAGGAGAGCAGCUUCCAGAGUGAGGACGAUCAAAGGAACCCCAAGCUCUGCAGGCAGCUGAGCCUCUACCAUCCCGAGCUCCUGCAGUACUUCUACGCAAAUAAGAUUCUGUAAACGCAGAGCCGAGGGGAAAUGCUUCCAUGUGAGCAGAUUGCAGGAGGGCUGAUCUCUCCCUCUCCUAGCUCUUCAGAUGCUCCUGCCGGCCUCUUGCAAUUGCGAUAGAAAAGGGGGUGUUGGGAGAGCGGCUGAUGGCAAAGAGAAUACUGUGGUAUUGUAUGAUGAUGUCCAAAGCAAAGCUGAAGGCUUUCCCAUGGCCGUUUCUCCCCUUGCAAAUUUGAUGAGAAAGUCCAUACUUUCUUUAAUGCAUUUAAAGUUUAUGUUGAUUCAGUGCUUAUUUCUCAGCUUUUUACUUAAGUUCAAUGCUAUCACAUCAUCUUUUUUUCUUUUUUAAAUAUAUUUUU
Myotis myotis is the source of this 1098-nucleotide messenger RNA. RefSeq names its product maestro (gene MRO). NCBI's taxonomy places the organism in Eukaryota, Metazoa, Chordata, Mammalia, Chiroptera, Vespertilionidae. The transcript is spliced from 6 exons. The record is from RefSeq and is a predicted model, not a curated record. Bases 5 to 751 code for a protein of 248 amino acids. Gene Ontology annotation, cellular component: cytoplasm.